AUGGCAGAGCCUCCUUUUGAUACCUCUAAAUUUGCUUUCUACCCCUUUCCUCCACCGCAAUCGCCCACCAAACUCACUAGUCACUCCUUAGUCGAGGGAAUAUCGACUAAGCUGCCAAUCCCCAUUGAACUGGGGAUUGACGGAGAUGUGUAUCCCUAUCAUAUCACUACUAUUAGAGCUGAGCUUACAAAGCUCAAAACUUUUGCAACGGGCCUUCAAUCUUAUUGUAUGACCAUCAUACCCGAUGACAAGGAGAGAGAAGAGCUCGGGGAGCCUCCAUCCCUAAAGUCGGCUUGGGUCCGAGACAAAUACUUCAGGGACACAAUGCAGUUGAGCAGGCUUCUUCGGUUCUGGGUGAAGACCUUCCCUGUUCUGAGUAUCUAUAUCUACGAUUUCAUCCCUAUUAAUCUCAUAGGGUGGCUGUUCACGGCUGUAGAUGAUCAAACGGCAUAUGAAAACAUCAUUAACAACCGCACUCGCCUUUUGAUCUCCUUAGAAAACUUUUUGAGAUCCAACGUCCCAGUUUAUCUUCUCAAGUAUUUGAUUCACUUCCAGGUUGGAUUUCUUGGGACAGCCGGGAUGUUCGGUAGAGUUCCAAGGGGCGAGCUUCUCAACUGCUGCGAACAGAUCAUUCAGACCUGUGAAAUGAUUGACAAAUCACAAAUUAUGGAGGUCUUGGAAGCAGAUGCAAUUAACAACCUUAAAGAUAUAAGAUUGUGGGCGGCCGGACUAAAGAAAGAUCCGGUUACUGGGUACUUUCUGCCAUCUCAAUUUUUUUAUCGACGCAACGCUGCUGAUACAACAAGCGAGGAUGAAUGGAUAUACACACCAGAGGGAAUCCGAAAGAUCAAAGAAAGAACGACCAACAGGAACGGACCGGAUAAGGCAACUGAAAAGUCCGACAAUAUUCCCCUAGAUGUCCGCCUCAAGGCCCUGGGUGUCCUCGACAGUUUAAAUUUCGAACCACAGGACCUAAUGCCUUUAGAUAGUGGUAUCGGGUUUCCCACUAAUAAUGGCGCUGCCGUUACUACGGAAGAAAACAAGAUACUAGAUGAUACUUUAAUCAUACGUAUGGCUAAAGGAUGGAACAAGUUUCGGGGUUUGCCCAUAGGCAUAUGUAGGAGUUUUCCAGCCAAAGAGGUUGAAAACAUAUUCAGGAGUUUGGGUCUGGAACUCGAGAACCUCAUCAGUUCCAUUACAACUGAGCAGGAUGGAAAUAACAAUAUCGAGACAUAUAACGAAAUGGAUCUCGACUGGGGGAUCUCCCACGGAACAAAAGUCGAAAAUUCAGAUGGUCGAGGGGCCAAUUUGGAACCUGAUGACGAGACCGAUGAACUCUGGACUUCCCAAGUCAAGAUACAAACUAACACUACACCAAACGCCUCGAACGGGGAGGGCACCUAUCAAAGGAAGAAGAGAGCUUCUAGUGGGUCUAUUGAUAUGGGAGACGAAGCCCCAGGAGUUGAAGCUGAUACCAGAGCUAGCACUCCGGGAAGUGAUCACUCGAUUGCCCACUCAUUCAACAAAUCUCGCAGCGCAUCCCCAUGCAAGAAGAGGAAGUUAGAUGAUAUUACUAGGGAAAGAUGA
Orbilia oligospora ATCC 24927 is the source of this 1587-nucleotide messenger RNA. RefSeq lists its product as uncharacterized. The coding region runs from base 1 to 1587 and encodes 528 amino acids. The record is from RefSeq and is a predicted model, not a curated record. The transcript has a single exon. Lineage: Eukaryota; Fungi; Ascomycota; Orbiliomycetes; Orbiliales; Orbiliaceae.